Molecule: messenger RNA, 3710 nt
Organism: Rhineura floridana
Lineage: Eukaryota; Metazoa; Chordata; Lepidosauria; Squamata; Rhineuridae
Product: zinc finger protein 345-like
Exons: 5
Coding region: 68-2104 (678 amino acids)
Biological process (GO): regulation of transcription by RNA polymerase II
Cellular component (GO): nucleus
Molecular function (GO): RNA polymerase II cis-regulatory region sequence-specific DNA binding; DNA-binding transcription activator activity, RNA polymerase II-specific
Source: RefSeq, a predicted model, not a curated record
AGACCUUUUUAUAUCCGUCCCAAAGACGGAGGUUGUGACCUACAUAGGGCACUGGCUGCUGGUUUCGAUGGAGCAAUAUGUGCUGCUGGACCCCCGGCAGAGGGCCUUAUACCGGGACGUCAUGCAGGAGAGCUAUGAGACGUUGAUGGCACUUGAAUUUCCGCUGGCCAAGCCAGACUUAUUCUCCCGAUUGGAAGGAGGAGAUGAGGCAGCAACCUUUGACCUGCAGGAGCAAGGAGUCAUGCCCCCAGGGCAAGAUGGUUCUCCUGCAGAUGCCGCUGUGGUGACAGCUGGGGGAAAGAGGGAUUUACUCCCAUCAAUCAGUGGCAAUAUGGAGGAAGAGAAUCUUCCUACACAGAAAGAUUCCAGAGAGGCAGAGCCUGCAGCUGAGAGUCCCGGGGAUGUUGAUCCAAGCAGCGUGGUCCAGGCUGAGAGCCCCCUGCUCCCCCCUCCUCCUUCCUUGCCCCCUCCUCCGCCACCUCCCAACCCCAACAUCUGCCAGGAAUGUGGCAAAACCUUCAGCCACAAGUCCGCUUUGGUGAAACACCAGAAGAUCCACACAGGAGAGAAACCCUAUGAGUGUGAUGAAUGUGGGAAGAGUUUCAUCCAACGGUCAGACCUGACCAUCCACCAGAGAACCCACACAGGGGAGCGGCCGUAUCAGUGCCCUGACUGCGGGAAGAGUUUCAGCGUCAGCUCCACCCUGCUGACUCACAAGCGAAUCCAUGCGCCAAGUGGCGAAAAGCCCAACCGCUGCCCCGAGUGUGGGAAGUGCUUCAGCGACCCAGCAGUUCUGGAGCGGCACCGCAAGAGCCACGCUGGAGAGAAACCCCAUGAGUGUGUGGACUGCGGGAAAAGUUUCGCCUGGAGCUCCCACCUGGAGAGGCACCGCCGAAUCCACACAGGGGAGAAGCCAUACAAGUGCCAUGAAUGUGGGCGGGCAUUUGCAUGGAGCUCACACCUGGACCGUCACAUGCGAAUCCAUGCCAUCUCGGCUCUGCCUGAGGAGGCACCGCCCUCUAAAUGCGCGGAUUGUGGCAAGCGGGUCAGCCACAUCACUCACCCUCAUCGCUUCAAGCACAAGGGCACCCAGACCCCUCUGGAGUACCAGGAGGCGGAGGUGACAGAAGGGGAAAAGGAGUGGCCCUAUCAGUGCGCACUGUGUGGGAAGGGCUUCAGCCAGAGUUCCAAGUUGCUCAGGCACCAGUGCGUCCACACAGGGGAGAAGCCGUACCAGUGCUUAGAAUGUGGGCGGCGGUUUAGCUGGUGCUCUGCCCUCCUCAAGCACCAGCAUGUCCACAGCAAAGACAGGCCUUACUCCUGUCCAGAAUGCGCCCGGGGCUUCAGGGACUCUGCCUCUCUGGCCAAGCACCAGCUCAGUCACACUUGUGGGAACUCUCACCAGUGUCCUGACUGUGACAAAAGCUUUGGGUGGAGGUCUCAUUUGGAGAGGCAUCGGCGGAUCCACACUGGGGCCCAUCCCCAUGGCUGUGGGGAGUGUGGCAAGACCUUGGCUUUGGGUGCUACACUGGCCACCCACCGGCACCUCCGCAAUGCUGAGGCCAAGCUUCAUCAGUGCCCCGAAUGCGGGAAAGGGUUUAGCACCGCAACUGUGUUGGAACGUCACCGCCGGCUGCAUCGUGGCGAGAAGCCCUACCAGUGUGAGGUCUGUGGCAAAGGAUUUCCUUGGAGCUCACACUUUGAUCGCCACCAGCUCUCGCACACUGGAGAGAAGCCGUUUCCUUGUGCCUACUGUGGGAAGUGUUUUGGCCGCAGCUCCCAUCGCAACCGGCACCAACGUGUGCACACCAUCACUGAGGGCCAAGACCAGCCACAGAGCAACCAAGAUGAGGCUUUGCUGGCAACAGCUGCCCCCAACUGGUGGGAGGGGGAAGGAGAAAGGAGGGCUCCGCUGAGGCAGCAGGAAGUCUGGCCAUCUGCCCUAGAUUCAGCCGGCCCUUUCCAGUGGACAGCCAAAUCUCCUGAUGAUGCAUGGAGGACCAUAGGGGGAAAGGGCCUGGGGCAAGGGGCUGAGAGUCUGACAGACUCUGCCGAAAGCUGGACCCAGCCCCCUCCGCGAGUUGCCACUACUAACCUCCCUUGAUUUAUACUUGUAUAAAUCUCAUUUCCAUUUUGCCACCCCAUUCACUGUUUGCAAAUGCCUGACAUACAUACACACCCUUUCCCUUACCCAGUAAACCUGUCCUAAGGCAGGAAUGAAGGGCAAGUUUUUUCUUCCUUCUACCAGCAGCCCCCUGAUGCUUAUCUGGAUAUUGCUGCUGCUAAAACAAUGGAGAUAUUCCCAUAAUGUCCUAGAGGCAAAGCGCAAGGGAGUUGGGGACUGUAACUGGCUAGCAAGCCAGAUCCUCUACCUUUCUCCACAGGCCAAAUUUGACAGGUGGGUAGGGCUGCCCACCUGUCAAUCACAUGGCCUCAUAGCAACAUCAGGUGAUGCCGCACUUUGAAAUCCUGAUCAUCAGCUACAAUAGUGCUGCACUGUGCUUUGAAGUCCCGAUGAUCAGCUGAUUUAUGGUGCUUCAGAGGCCCGUUUUGGCCCAGACCAGCUGUCUUUUUAUCUGCCCACACCUGAUCUCAUAUAUGACACUGGUGAUUGGCCAUUGGGCAUAGCUUGGCCAAAACCAGUAGAUUGGAGAUUCCUUACCCCUGAAUAGAGUUGAGGUUGGGGACAGUUGAGCAGCAGAAGUUGUAUGGAAUGAGGAAGAAAGUUGAUUGCCAGUGGGCCUGGGGUGAUUGUGGAGUAAGAACUAGCAUAAGGAAAGGUGGGAGCCUUAGGAUUAUUCAUAUGGAGGGUGUUGCAAGUUUAGGAUCCGAAUGCGAGGGGAGGGGUGUUUCAUUUGACUCAGCUGCAUCGCUGAAUCUGGAAGAGGCUGGAAACUUGUCAAGUCCAACUUCAAGAACAGCAACCUCCCUCCAGAGAUGAAACCACUAGCAUCCUAGAACAAAACACUCUAGCUUGAGAGCCAAGGGGACACAUUUGCAGGAGAAAGCCAAGAGGAGAAAAAAUUAGUCUUAUGAAGCAUCAUUCUCUUGAGUGCUCUUCCACAGCCCCAUCCCUUCUAGCUCACCCUGAGGACAGGGGCGGGGAGGAUGGCUUUGUCACUGGGUGAUUUGGGUUGCCUGGGAGGAGUCGGCAUCCCAUGCUGGGAGGGGGAGAUGGAAGGGACCAAAUGAAUGGCAGGAUCGUUGCAAAGCAGAACACUGUGAAGUAUUUUCCCUCUUUCCCCCACCCCACUCCCACCACCCAUUUGAAUACCUUCCAUCAUCUACUACAACAAUGAAGUUGGUUGAUAUUAUAUCUGCAAUAAGAAAUGAGGCCAAGACAGAGCUGACUUUGCAUGUUACAGGCUAUGGAGCUCAAGUCCUGCAUCCAGUUGCUUGGACUACACAGACAGUGCACAUGAAGGAGAAGAGCAUAGCUGGAGUGUGAAACCUCUGGCAGAUGCUCAGCUUCAUAAGCCACGACUUGUCCAGGCAGCUUGCAGUUCCAUUCAACACCACCAAAAGAAGCCACCUUGGAAUAUACUCUUUGAACCAACAGACCCCAGGAACAGGAAUGGGUGUAGGGUGUGUUUUGGUUUUGAAAUGUUCCAUACAUGGAUUGACGCCUGCAACUGGAUAUAUACAUAAAGUUUUUGUGUGAGUGGGUGAAAAAAUAAACCCUGAGCAGAGAGAGUGUGUGUGCACGCUGC